GUAAAAUAUUUGUUUAGCUAAAACCAUCACUAUUGCAAAAUUAUACAUUAUUAAAAUAUAAAUAUUAAAUAUUUUUAUUGCAUCUUCAACAAAUUCGAUAAUACAUAUAAGCUACUCGUUUAAAUAUAGCAAAUUAUAAUUACGCAUAAAGCGCUCGUCGUAUCUGCUUUUCUUAAAAAAAUACAAAUCUUAUCUUGUUCUUCACGAAAUCGUAUUUCACGUAUGCGAUUUCUACAUGAAACGUUCCAGUCAAAAUUAAAUUAUGAUCAGCUUUCAUUUUAACGAGCACGGUUAAAGACAAUUCGUACAAUAUUAGAUAAAAAUCACGUGACAGUUGAUAUAAAAUACAUUUGAAAAAAAACUGACAAACUGCGAUCAGUUGUGUGUAUGGUAAGGGCCAAUAAGGAUAAAAAAUUUGUAUCGGAGUAAUUAAAAAUGUCAUUUAUCAACAUAGUUAUAAAUGCAAUAGUAGUGUGAACGCAUGAUACGGAAGAGUAGGGGAUAUAUUCUUAUCAAAUUGGCCUUAAUUACUUCUUCCAAUACCAUACAGUAUUACUUAGCUGUUACUAGGAUAUAAAUACGAAGCACAGUAUCGUACAAUAAAGACAAAUGUUUAUACAUAUAAAAAAAUAAGAGCAAAUAUAUUUAUAUGAAAAAAUUAAGGAGAAUACGGAAGGAUAUGCAUGGUACUAUUUACGAAUCUGAAACUUCGUGGGAGAGAGUCGAUUACGAAGAAGAAGAUAUAUACAUUUGUGACGUAUUAUCAUGAGCAGGUCAGCUGUAGUGCCUGUACUUUGUGCUGUGAACUUAGAUAACCUGCCGCAUGGAGGUUUAAAGACCUCCCACUACUUUCUUCAACUAUAGUAGGAGUUUAUAUAACAUUAAAAUCUCCCGCUAGAGUAUUCACAGUGAAUCGGAGAGUGCAUCAGUGAAUUUUAGCUCCGAUUCGUAGUUGCGUGCAAUUUAUUCUCAAGUGUAGUAACGUUACAAGAACCAGCGAUUCUAUCUUGGACGGAAUUUACGCAUCGAUAGAGAGGAAGAGGUCGCCCUAGUCACCGUAUACCGUUCGCUGCGGAUAAUUUGAAUACUUUCCAAACUGUCAGCACACGGAGGAAUGCAAAAGGACUGCCGAGACUGUUUAGGUAUCCGAUACCGUAUUAACUCCCUGGAUCAAACGUGGAAGUGGUUGCAUCAAACAAUUGCCCUUCACGAUUACCUAAUUUCUAUAACAGCCAUUCAAUCUAACUUUUCGAGAUUUUGUCAGUAAGGGUGCUAUCUACGG
Molecule: messenger RNA, 1282 nt
Organism: Bombus huntii
Lineage: Eukaryota; Metazoa; Arthropoda; Insecta; Hymenoptera; Apidae
Exons: 2
Coding region: 1115-1267 (50 amino acids)
Source: RefSeq, a predicted model, not a curated record